Molecule: messenger RNA, 4019 nt
Organism: Corythoichthys intestinalis (scribbled pipefish)
Lineage: Eukaryota; Metazoa; Chordata; Actinopteri; Syngnathiformes; Syngnathidae
Gene: arl6ip6
Product: ADP-ribosylation factor-like 6 interacting protein 6
Exons: 4
Coding region: 1395-1748 (117 amino acids)
Source: RefSeq, a predicted model, not a curated record
UCAAGUGUUAGAAUACAGAGCAAAUAGUACAAACGGGAAGCCUAAAUACUUUGCAAUUUUGCUUUGAGUACAGAAAAAGACGUUGCUGUGUGGCUAUGAAAAAGUAGGAAUAUGUGGUAUGAAAAUAUUUAUCAAAGAAAGUUAAUGUGACUGGACCUGAGUGUAGCCUAUAUGUGUGAAAGAUUGUAUUGUCAUUGUUAGACAUGUGCCGAUUACCGGUUUCAAGGUAUACUGUGGUAUGAAAACGUCAUGGUUUCAAAAUCGCAAAAAUGUUCUGUCAUACCGUCCCUACGGUAAUAGCUAUUUUUUAUGUCCCAAAAAUGCAGGGAGAAAUCCCUUGCUUGUAGCUGCAAGGCUUAACCCUCCCCCAUCGGUGCUUGCCCAGUGUUAGUGAGUCAGCUGUGCUACACGAUGGCUGGAGGAGGUGAAACUCAUGAAGUUUUUCCCCCCAUUGAAGAAAACGAAAUCGCUCGUUUGGGAAUACUUCAGCUAAAGAAAAAUUACAGACUGCCGCGGCUGAGAGGAGGAGGGCCAAAGGACAUGUAAAAUAUGUUUGCGGAGGGUGGAUGCUGAGGAGGCAAUGCCUCUAAUAUGAUUUCGCAUUUAUACAAAAUUAAAGGUUACUAAACACUGUCAUGAACGUUUUCCACCAGCUUUGAGUGUUAACUCCAGCGGGAUUAGUGUGUCUAGCGGUGGUAAAAUGUGUUGUUUUUUUCUCUCUGGUAACUGUUGAAAAAGAGAGUGUGUAUAUUGUACGCAAUCAUACACAUACUUUUUAUGGAAAAAAUUCAGUUAUUUAUGUUCUGAUGAUAAUAAUGUUGAGCUGUGGCUGUGGGUUUACGCUCACCUAAAGAAAUGCAUUUAUUUUCAUUAUAUUUAGAUUUUUUUUUUUUUUUUAACAUUAUACUUUUUUUUCCAAUUUGCUAUUGUUUUGAAAAAUAAAAGUCCUGUUUAAUGGGGAUGUUUUUUUUAAACCCAUAUAUCUCAAAGUAACGCAUUUCAGAGCUGUAAUUUCAGUAUCUUGAUACUAUGAAACAGUGAUAUUUUUUGCUUAAAGUGCCUGUGACACGAAAAAACAUGUUUAUUCCAUAAUACACGCAGUAUUUUAUGCCCCUGAAUGAUAUGGGCCGCUUGGAUGUGUGUGGAAGCGAUCGCUAUUUUUAUUUAGUUUUUUUAAUCCCGCGCCACGAAAAUGAGUGACUUCCGGCUUCGGGCUUGCAUUGAGGAGGAGGGCGCUGUGACGUGUACGGUAGAAGACGUCCUCUUCACGCUACAGUGUACUGUUGUGUAUGAGGACGAAGGAUUCAGCUGAUUUUGCGGAUUAAUACGUUUAUUUUUCACAUCACGCCAGCCAAACGGCUGCAGAAAAAUCAUUCUGUAUAAGGGAGAGGCGUAUGCGCUUUUUUGGAGUUUCAAAAGGUUCCCAUUCACCGUGGAUAUUUACUGUGGGACCAUUGGAUUUACGAGGAAAGCUGCGGGCAGGCAGAGUAAAAGAAGAGAGUGGGGCAGAAGCCAGGAUGCUGGGUUUCUGGAGUAUCUUGGUUCUCUCGAUAUUCGCAGGACUCAGUUGCUGCUUCUUCUCAUGGACUCUGAUCUACCUCAACUCCUACAAGCCAGGCACGGUGCCACCAACACUGCUUACACUACUGUGCAGAGACAAAAACAACAAAGAUUUGCUCUUGGAUUACGGUGUUGCUGUUCUUAAUGGCUCCAUGGCAACACUUGCAGUCAUCUGGAACUUGAUAUAACUGUCAGAUUAUUGUGGUGAUCAAGAAAUACAUCAACCCUAGCACUGCAUGUAAAACAUUUUUUUAACAAAUUAAUGAUUUUGUUGAAUUAUAUUCUUUCAACCAAAUCAUAGUGUACCCUGCCUACUGCCAAUAUUUAUCUGGGCUAAGCUCCAGCACCGUCACAAUCCUCGUGAGGAUUAAGUGGCACAAAAUAUGAAUGUUUAUUCUUUCGUUCAUACAAAAGUUUGAAUUCCCUGACGAAUCAAAAAAAUAAUUUGCAUUUACCUCAUUCCAGCAUGUAUUUUUGUGUGGUAUUCUUCAAAAUGCAAAACCUACAUUCAUGUAGACUUUUAUUGAUCAACAGCAACAUAACAUUUAAAAGCAGUAUUGCAGUGGAAUUUUUAAAAAAUAUUGUUACUAAAGCAAAGUUAAAAAAAAUACAGUAACCGAAAAUCCAUUUUCCUUUCAUUGCCAUAUUUUCUGAACUUGAUUGUCACACGUUCACAUCCACACAUAGUUCAACACUCUCAACCACACACUUACAUAAGCCUAUUACAGUACAAUACAGAAUGUAACAUUCACCAAAUAUACAGUAGUACAAGCUGUUUGGCUGUGACUUGUGAUUUCAGGCACACAAAUGAAUGUUCAUAUGAAGAAUGUGCGGAAAGACAUGGAAGUGCACACGGUAUUGCGUUCAAGUCUAAGGCCUCAAAUUCAUAGAAAGUUGUACUAUACAUAUAGCAUUAUUUAAUGCAUCAGUGCAGUGAGUUAAAUACUGGAACUCAUGAUAGCGGGGGGGGGGGUUGGGAGUGGAAGGAGUGCUAAGUUAAAUGUAAACUCACAAAAAAACAAGAUCAUCAGUAUGCUUAGAGCAAGGCUGCUGCAUUUGUGAACAGAUGCUGUAUAAAAAAAAAACAAAAAACAAAAAAAAACAGUCCCAUCACAAUGUCGAUGUCAUGACAUUUCCGUGUCUUCUGGGCUUCUGGACAGAGCCUCCUGUUCAGAAUGCCGCCGAGUGACCACUUUGAAAAGCGCGGCCAACAGGAACACAGCAGAGAUGACAGCAAAGUAGCCGCAGUAGACGUAGAACUGACGGAGGAACACAUGUCAACAACAAUGCAGGAAUGUCCUUUUUGUCAGAGUCAAUCUGACCAAAACCAUUUAAGUAUGUGUAUGCAUAGUGCAUUAACCAAAGUCAUCCAAUACAACAAAGUGCUGUCAAAUAGGUAAAUACGUAAUUGGCCAAACUAAAGUCAUAAAAACAAUGCUUUUCACAAUCCUAUUGAAACACUUGACAUUGUUAAAGUGUACCUAAAAUGUUGUCAUUUAGUAAGAAUGAAUUAGUUUUUCACCUGAGUGAAGAUGUCCAAGCCCAGGACGGCUGAGUCCACCACCACCAGAGUGAGCAGAGACUGCAGCAGCAGAGCCACGAAAGUGUUGACACCGAAUACCAAGGCAUAACGCUGCAUGUUGAGGCUGGAAGCUAUUUGAUAUCUGCCAGAGGAAAUAUUGUAUCAGAACACUACUGUGUUCAAGGAGAUACAGUAUUUGAUGUAAUGUCAUAAACAUAUUGUAUCUGUACCAUUCAUUAAUUUUCCGAGCCACAGUUUGCAAAAUAUGGCAAUGAGCAUUCAGUAACAGCAGCGUGAACCACCACUUGUUGGUUCUUGAUUAAAGAUUUCACUAAUUUAAAAAAAAAAAAAAUGCGUCACCUACAGUGCUGGCACCCCUGCAAUUCUGUAGGAUAAUACUCUUUCUCCCAGAAAAUGAUUGAAAUUACAAAUGCUUUGGUGGUAAUAUCUUCAUUUAUUUUAAUUGCAAUGAAAAAACACAAAAGAGAAUGAAAAGAAAAAAAAUUAAAAUAAUAAAGGAACACGGUCCCCACAGUCAAACAUGGCGGAGGUUCCCUGAUGUUUUAGGGUCGCUUUGCUAACUCUGGCACUGGACUGCUUGACCGUGUGCAUGGCAUUAGGAAGUCUGAAGACUACAACAAAUUUUGCAGCAUAAUGUAGGGCCCAGUGUGAGAAAGCUUGGUCACCCUCAGAGGUCACGGGUCUUCCAGCAGGACAAUGACCCAAAACACACUUUAAAGAGCACUACAAAAUGGUUUGAGAGAGAGCACUGGAGACUUCAAAAGUGGCCAGCAAUGACUCCAGACCUGAAUCCCAUAGAACAUCUGUGGAGAGAUCUGAAAAUGGCAGUUUGGAGAAAGGUUGUGCUACCAAAUAUUAGGCUGAGGGUGCAAAUACUUUUGUCCAGUCCAUUUUUGGACUUCUCUGUAAAAUGAUC